AUGUCUGUUAACCUGGCAGAGAUGAAGGUCACUGUGGCAUCACCUCUCCUGAUUGGACUCCUCCUGUGUGCUGCUGAAGACUUCACACAGCCCCCCAGUAUCAAUGUACAGGCCCCCAAGGUGUUCAUAUACAGACAAAAAGAAAGUGUGGAGUUGCCCUGUGUAGCUUCAGGAAGUCCACAACCUUCAUAUUCAUGGUACAAAGACAAAGAAUAUUUGGAGAUAGGAAAUCUGCCGCGUUACACCCUCCAACCUAACAUAGGCACGCUGGUGAUCACUGACCCCGAAGACAAGGACCAGGGUUACUACCAGUGUAACGCCACCAACGCUUUUGGGACGUCGCUCUCAGUAAAGACGAGGUUAUGGAAAGGAGUUUUGGAGCAGUUUCCGCCCGUUACCGUGCCAACUGUACAUCGUCCCAUAGUUGGUGCCUCCUUGAAAUUGACAUGUAGCCCACCUACCAGUAACCCAGAUGCUGAGAUCUACUGGAACGUCAAUAAAAUACCCCUAAAACUAGACGGAAGAGUUUCCAUAGAUUAUGAUGGUAACCUUUACUUUGCCAAUAUUCUGCCAGAGGAUCAACAGAAUGGAAACAUUUACCGCUGUGUGGCAUACAACAGUCGUCUCAGUGCCACUGUAGAGGGGGAAGAUGCUGUGAUCUAUCCACAGGGAUCCAUGCAGUCCAUAGUGCGUACCAGGCCGCAUUCCCUGUAUGCCACGCCAUACGAAGUCUCGGCACUUCGUGGAGGGAGAAUUGCAAUCAAGUGCAUAUUUGGUGGAUAUCCCACACCCAGGAUUAUCUGGAGGCGGACAGAUGGACGUCCACUGUCCCCUAGACACAGACUGGUCAGCGAUGGUCAAGAGAUAUGGAUUCAGCCAGCAACAUUUGAGGACGAAGGGACGUAUUCUUGUGAAGCCACAAACAGCGAAUCUGAUGUGCCCGUUAACAGUAUUUUUAGGGUUACAGUAGAAUGUAACCACUCCCUACUGGAUAAAUGA
Lingula anatina is the source of this 999-nucleotide messenger RNA. RefSeq names its product neuroglian. Gene Ontology annotation, biological process: cell-cell adhesion; brain development; axon guidance. The record is from RefSeq and is a predicted model, not a curated record. Gene Ontology annotation, cellular component: axon; plasma membrane. Gene Ontology annotation, molecular function: cell-cell adhesion mediator activity. NCBI's taxonomy places the organism in Eukaryota, Metazoa, Brachiopoda, Lingulata, Lingulida, Lingulidae.